Molecule: messenger RNA, 1275 nt
Organism: Vombatus ursinus (common wombat)
Lineage: Eukaryota; Metazoa; Chordata; Mammalia; Diprotodontia; Vombatidae
Product: vomeronasal type-1 receptor 3-like
Biological process (GO): G protein-coupled receptor signaling pathway
Cellular component (GO): membrane
Molecular function (GO): pheromone receptor activity
Source: RefSeq, a predicted model, not a curated record
AUGAGCCUGGUUACUGGGUUUGUGUGCUCAGGUCUCAGGAGCUGGCAGCUGGGUCUGGCAGGUUUCUUGGUGCAGAGCUGGGGUUCUAGUGGUGGUGCCUGCCAUGUGCUGAGGCCAGGUGGAGUUUUUCUAAAUUCCACUGGUGCUACCCUGAAGCAUGUGGAGUUUUGGUCACUUGGACAAUACCUGCCUCCCUGGGGCUGCACCAGAGAGGGAGAUCUGGUUGGUGGAGGACACCUGCUCAUCCAGGGCUUUUCCAGAGCAUGUGGUAGUUCUCUGAGCUGGAGCCUGCCAGUUCUCCUGACUAUGCUAAGCAAGAAUCCACUGGUUUUGACAGCUAUUUACCUCCCAGCAACAAUAACAAAAAUAACAUCUAAUGACAUGGCAUUGGGGCUCCUUUUUCUGUUUCAGACUGGAUUUGGGGCCCUGGGAAACUCCUUCCUCCUGGGCCUUUAUACCCUCACCUUCUUCAUUGGUCCCAGGUUGAGGCCCAUAGACUUGCUUCUCUUUCACUUGGCCUUUGUCAAUAACUUGGUGCUUCUCUCCAAAGGGAUUACUCAGGCAAUGGCUGUUAUGGGGCUCAACAAUCUCUUGGAUGAUGUGGGAUGUAAACUUGUGUUUUACCUUCACCGAGUGGCUCGGGGCCUCUCUCUCAGCAUUACCUGCCUCCUGAGUGGCUUCCAAGUCAUCACUUUAAGUCCUAGAAGCUCCAAGUUGGCAGAGCUCAAAGCCAGAGCCCCAAAGUACAUUAUCCCCUUCUGUUUCUUGUGCUGGACUUUUCAUCUGCUGACAAAUUAUUUUGUUCUUUCAUACUUCAAAGGCCCAAUGGGAAGCAAAAAUAUCACUGAAAGAAAUGAUUUAAUUUAUUGUUCUGCUACAAUUGAUGUUUCAUUUAAUGUUGCACUAUAUGUAUUUAUAAUUUCCCUUCCUGAUGUUUUAUGUGUAGGAAUCAUGGUGGGGACCAGUAUAUAUAUGACUUUUUUCUUGUACAGACACCACCAGAGAAUCCAGUAUAUUCAUGGCAAUAAUCUCACACUUGGUAGCUCCCCUGAGACCAGAGCCAUCCAAACCAUAGUGCUGUUGGUCAGCAUGUUUGUAUUUUUUUACUCCUUGAAUUCUAUUUUAACAUUGUAUAUGGAGUUUGGAAAAUUGACUUUCUGGCUGGUUCACAUCUCUGCCUUCCUUGCUGCCUGCUUUCCAGCUUGUAGCCCCUUUGUUCUAAUUGUCAGUGACUCUCAAGUCACCAGUACUCUUUGGCUCUGUGGGAUAGAAUAA